Molecule: messenger RNA, 2919 nt
Organism: Nerophis lumbriciformis (worm pipefish)
Lineage: Eukaryota; Metazoa; Chordata; Actinopteri; Syngnathiformes; Syngnathidae
Source: RefSeq, a predicted model, not a curated record
AUGGCGGUAAGCAACUCAAGACCCGCGAUCCGUCAUUCAUUUGAAACUUUUAAGACUGAGCUCGUGAGAGUUUUCGAUCAUCCGGUUAAAGGCAAGGAGGCAGCCAGCCGCCUGCUGGAUUUUUCCCAAGGCGAUCUGACCGUAGCGGAUUACUCUAUUCAGUUUCGCAUUUUGGCCGCGGAGUGCGGUUUUGAGGAAGCAGCGCUGUGUGGUAUUUUUCGGCGCGGGCUGUCUUCGGCGGUUAAAGACGAGUUGGCGGCCCGGGAUGACUCAUCGAAUCUGCAGGAGCUGAUUGAGUUGUCCGUAAAUUUGGGUCAUCGUCUAAAAGAGCGUGAGAGAGAGAGAGCUGCGGAGCAUCGGGAACGUCGCGGGUCAACGCCGCAUAGCAGCCCGACGGCGGCCGGUCCGGACGGCUUCAUCAAACCACCGUUGGUCUCUACGUCGACACGUAGGCCGGUACCGACGGGGAAGGAGCCAAUGCAACUCGGCGGCGGACAUCUUUCUGCGGCGGAGCGACGAAGACUGAUGAUGGCAGGCUUGUGUCUGUUUUGUGGCUUGCCGGGGCACCGUGUCGCCGCUUGUGACGCCGCCCCUUCGCAUCGACUGGAAUCUUCGUUGCCUGGGGCUCCCCUCGCCCGAGGGGGUACUAGUACGAGGUUCGUACAAGACAGCAAUCCCUCAAGUGAGUUGCCUUUGGACGAGUUGAAGGAACAAAGAGACUCCCAAGAAAAAACUGCUACCGAGCCUGCUUAUUUGAAAAAUGUUCCCGCCGAGUAUCAUGAUCUCCAGCGUGUAUUCAGUAAAGAGCAGGCUGGUACCCUGCCCCCGCACCGUCCUUACGACUGUGCCAUUGAUCUGCUGCCCAAUGCACCGUUGCCCAGUUCGCGAUUAUACAAGGUCUCUAGACCGGAGCAGGAAGCUAUGAGGGAAUACAUCUCCUCUUCCUUGGCUUCGGGCCUUAUUCGCCCUUCGUCCUCUCCUUUGGGGGCGGGGUUUUUCUUCAUUGGCAAAAAAGAUGGGGGACUUAGACCGUGCAUCGACUACCGGGGUCUCAACGAGAUUACUGUUAAAAAUAAAUACCCGUUACCGUUGUUGGAUUCGGCUUUCGCGCCGCUAAAAUCUGCCACCAUUUUCACCAAAUUAGACUUGCGCAGCGCUUACCACUUGGUCAGGAUUCGUGAAGGAGACGAGUGGAAAACCGCAUUUAAAACCCCGCUUGGGCAUUUUGAAUACUUGGUCAUGCCUUUCGGUCUGACAAAUGCGCCCGCAGUGUUUCAGAGCCUCAUUAAUGACGUAUUGCGGGACAUGCUAAAUGUGUUCUGUUUUGUUUAUUUGGAUGACAUCUUAAUUUUCUCCAGAAGCUUGCAAGAACAUCGCCAACAUGUCCGGAUAGUUCUGCGAAGACUGUUGGAAAACCGGUUGUUUGUUAAGGCCGAGAAGUGUGAGUUUCACCGUGAGUCAAUGCAGUUUCUCGGUUUUGUUGUGGAAAAAGGGCAGCUAAGGCCUGAUCCAGCAAAAAUUCAGGCGGUGGCAGAGUGGCCCACCCCCACCUCACGUAAACAAUUACAACGUUUCCUCGGGUUUGCUAACUUUUACAGGCGUUUUAUCCGCAAUUAUAGUAUGAGGGCCGAGCCCCUUACCAGGUUGACCUCUAACAAGCGACCAUUUGUGUGGUCCUCUGUGGCAGAGGCCGCAUUUGUAAGCCUUAAACGAGCGUUCACAAACUCACCUGUCCUUGUUCAUGCUGACUCAGAUCUCCCUUUUGUGGUCGAGGUUGACGCAUCGAGUUCCGGAGUGGGGGCCAUCCUUUCCCAGAGGUCUGCAGUCGACCAGAGGCUGCACCCCUGUGCAUUCUACUCCCGCCGCCUCAGCCCGGCCGAGGCGAAUUAUGAUGUUGGCAACAGGGAGCUGCUCGCUAUAGUCCAGGCAUUGCAGGAAUGGAGACACUGGUUGGAGGGCACUGAGGUACCGUUCCAGAUAUACACAGACCAUAAGAACUUGGAAUACCUUCGUGCAGCCAAGCGCCUCAACUCUUGCCAGGCCCGCUGGGCAUUGUUCCUGACCCGUUUCAACUUCCAGAUUACCUACCGUCCAGGGUCAAGGAACGGGAAGCCCGAUGCGCUGUCAAGGCUCCAUGAGGCAGCGGAGGAGGGGUCUUCAGAGGAGUCUAUUGUUCCCGAGAAUCUGAUCGUUGGCGCCCUACGUUGGGAAGUAGAGCGUCUUGUGGAAGAAGCCUUACGAGGGGUUAGGGUACCUGGGGGCUGCCCUGCCAGCAAGUUGUUCGUCCCAGUUGCUCAGCGCGCAGGAGUGCUGAAGGGUUGUUCGGUCAUCUUGACAGUGGUGGACCGGUUUUCCAAGAUGGCGCAUUUCGUCGCACUUCCCAAGUUGCCUUCAGCCCUGGAGACCGCUGACCUGCUGGUGACACAUGUUUUUCGGGCUCAUGGCAUCCCGUGCGACCUAGUCUCUGAUAGAGGGCCCCAGUUUGUCUCACAGGUCUGGGGAGCGUUCUGCAAGGCUUUGGGGGCCACCUCAAGCAAAUCUUCGGGUUACCACCCACAAUCCAAUGGGCAGACGGAACGGCCUCCACUGUUUCCUUCCCAAGAAGCCGAAGUCAUCGUGCCAUCUGUCCAGGUGCACCUGCGGAGGGCCCAUAGGGUCUGGAGGGACGCAAGGGCUGCACUAGUCCGCACGGCGGCCCGCAACCGGCAGAUAGCUGAUCGCCACCGACGGCCCGCUCCAGUCUAUCGCCCAGGCCAGAUGGUCUGGCUGUCAACGCGGGAUUUACACCUGGCUGGGACUUCUAAGAAACUGGGCCCUCGGUUCGUGGGUCCUUUUGCUGUUGAUGCUGUGGUGAACCCUGUGACUGAGGAAGCCUCAUCUGAAGACAGUGAACAAGAAAGCCCGCAAACAGUUUGCUGA